Molecule: messenger RNA, 874 nt
Organism: Camelina sativa (false flax)
Lineage: Eukaryota; Viridiplantae; Streptophyta; Magnoliopsida; Brassicales; Brassicaceae
Product: general transcription and DNA repair factor IIH subunit TFB5
Biological process (GO): transcription by RNA polymerase II; nucleotide-excision repair, preincision complex assembly; transcription initiation at RNA polymerase II promoter
Cellular component (GO): transcription factor TFIIH holo complex; transcription factor TFIIH core complex
Source: RefSeq, a predicted model, not a curated record
UUGUGAAGGUCUUCGUUGGAUUCUGAAUCUCUUAUUCUUGAUUUCUUCCGAAAACCCUAAAUAAUUGACGACUAGAAAAGGAAACCCCAAAUCAUCUCUUGAUCACGCUUUCGUGUGGAUUUGUGGGUGAAUUUAAUGUAAUUUGCAAAGAUUUGUUGUUACUGUUGAAUCUUAUAGUUCGUAUGAGUUUUUAUUUAUUUAUUAUUAUUGUCUCGUGAAGUCCAAUUCUAUAGCAUUAGGGUUUGGAUCUUUAAAGUCAGAACAACAGUGUAAAAUCGAAAUCAGGGUUAAGCACACUGUUAAUUAGUAGUGUAAAUUGUUGUUAAUUUUUGAGUUAAGAUUACUGUCAAAGCACACACUGUGUUUCGAGCGUUGUUCUGUUCUGAGUUUGAUAAAAUCAUAUAUGUUAACUGCAGUUUUCUAGUCACUUUUCUUGAAUGCAGUCUGGUUUCAGUUUCUUUUUCGAAAUUUCAGUUUUGGUGGAUUCAAGAUUUGUUAUGUUCAUGAAUUGUGCUCUUGUUUCAGCUUCUUUGCUUCAAUUUUUUUUUUUCAAUGGUGAACUCAAUCAAAGGAGUCUUCAUCUCAUGCGAUGUUCCUAUGGCGCAGUUCAUUGCACAUUUGAACAAUUCGUUGCCUCCUUCGCAGAAGUUUAUAAUUCAAGUACUGAAACUGGACACUACUUGUAUGUUUGUGAAGCCGCAAGCAGAGGAGAUGAUUCAUAGUGCCGUCAUCAAGUUCAGGGACCAAAACUCUUACGCAAAGACGAAUUGAUCGUUUUACUUCUUGGGAUCUUAUUAUAGUGCGAGAGAGAUCAACAAAGGAUUUGUGUGAAAUCUGUGAUGAACUAUACCAUGUUUGUAAAACGAUUAGUGUG